Molecule: messenger RNA, 159 nt
Organism: Funneliformis geosporum
Lineage: Eukaryota; Fungi; Glomeromycota; Glomeromycetes; Glomerales; Glomeraceae
Source: the annotation of a GenBank genome assembly
AUGAGCCACACGUUUGAUAGAAAGAAACCUCCUCAACUUAAAGUAUUAAAGGUUCCAACAAUUGAUAGUGAAAUACCCAUACCUCGUCUACUUGAACAAGGUGGUGAAAGUCUGACGGAAGGAGUUGAUGAAGUUGAUGAAGUUGGUGGAAACGACUAA